This is a messenger RNA of Rhinichthys klamathensis goyatoka, 1463 nucleotides long. RefSeq lists its product as uncharacterized. Bases 42 to 1112 code for a protein of 356 amino acids. The record is from RefSeq and is a predicted model, not a curated record. NCBI's taxonomy places the organism in Eukaryota, Metazoa, Chordata, Actinopteri, Cypriniformes, Leuciscidae. The transcript is spliced from 9 exons. Gene Ontology annotation, biological process: Arp2/3 complex-mediated actin nucleation. Gene Ontology annotation, cellular component: actin cytoskeleton; Arp2/3 protein complex. Gene Ontology annotation, molecular function: actin filament binding.
UCUAACACCUGUGGUGCAUUCCAGAGUCCCGUUGUUGAAACAUGUCCCUCUAUAGCUUUGGAUUGGAGCCUCUGUCCUGUCAUGCCUGGAACAAAGACCGAACACAAAUCGCCCUUAGCCCCAACACCAAUGAUGUGCACAUUUACCAAAAGAAAGGAAAGGAAUGGAUUAAGAUUCAUGAACUGACAGAGCACAGUGGGCGAAUCACAGGGGUUGAUUGGGCCCCAGAGUCCAACCGUAUAGUGACAUGUGCCUCCGAUAGGAAUGCCUAUGUGUGGACACUUAAGGAUGGGGUUUGGAAGCCAACACUGGUGCUGGUUCGCAUCAAUCGAGCUGCCACAUGUGUCAAGUGGUCACCUCUUGAGAACAAGUUUGCUCUUGGAAGUGGAGCCAAACUUAUUUCAGUGUGCUACUUUGAAAAAGAAAAUGACUGGUGGCUGAGUAAGCAUAUCAAGAAACCCAUUAACUCCACCGUUCUGAGUCUAGACUGGCAUCCCAACAACAUGCUGCUGGCAGCUGGCUCUGCUGAUCUCAACUGCAGAAUUUUUUCUGCAUAUAUCAAAGACAUUGAGGACAGGCCUGGACCAACACCAUGGGGAUCCAAAAUGCCCUUUGGGGAGGUGCUUCUGGAGUAUAAGGAGUGCGGAGGCUGGGUGCACAGUGUCUGUUUCUCUCCAUCUGGUGAUGCUCUUGCCUGGGUUAGCCACAACAGCGCCAUCAGUGUGGCAGACGCCUCACAGGGAAAACAGGUUACUCAGCUGACAACAAGACAUCUUCCAUUGCUGAGCUUGCUGUAUGUCAGUGAGACUCAGAUUGUAGCUGCGGGCCACGACUGUUGCCCUUAUCAGUUCUCAUACAAGGGUCCUGGAUGCUUAGAGUUUGUGAAGAAAGUGGACAUUCCCAAGCAGAGCUCCAAGGGCAACAUGUCUGCCAUGCAGCAUUUCCGUAAUCUGGACAAAAGAGCGACUGAUGAGGAAGACACUGAGUUGGGCAGUCUGCAUCAGAACAGCAUCACCCAACUAUGUAUUCUGGAAGGGCUGAAGGCCAAGGUGGAGAAAUUCAGCAGUGUGUCUUUAGAUGGUGCCAUGGUUGUCUGGGAUUUCAAGCACUGAAACACCAUGGGAUCUGGAGAGAGCAGAAAACAAUAACUUUGUACCAUCUUUUUUUAUUUGUUUGUUUUCUCAGACACUUUUUUUGCAUUAACUACAAUACUUACACUUUAAAGUAAUUAUAGCCUAUUGAUAUAAUGAUGUACUGUGGUGUGAUGGCUGAUCCCAAACUUCUUGUUGUUCAAUAGCUUUUGUGCAGUAUUAAUUAAUCUAAACAGUGCAAAAAUAAAUGACCAUUUAGCACCAAAAAGAGAAUUAACUUUGUAUGAAAUGACGAUCAUAAAUGCACAUUUCAUUUUCUAUUCCAAAUGUGCUGCUAAAGAAAGAACACAGAUUCUGCAUUUUAUGUUUUGU